Leptosia nina is the source of this 1044-nucleotide messenger RNA. Lineage: Eukaryota; Metazoa; Arthropoda; Insecta; Lepidoptera; Pieridae. The record is from the annotation of a GenBank genome assembly.
AUGGGAAGAUUUGGAAAUCAAGCUGAUCACUUCCUUGGAGCCUUCGCUUUUAGUAAAGCUCUAAAUAGAACUUUAAUUUUACCACCAUGGGUUGAGUACAGAUAUGGAGAAACAAAAUCAAUUCAGGUUCCUUUUGAAACAUACUUUGACAUUCAAUCGUUAAAAUCUUACCAUAAUGUAGUUUCAAUGGAAGUGUUCAUGGAUCAAAUAGCUUAUAAUAUUUGGCCUUCAGAUAAAAGAAUAUCAUUUUGCUAUACACCAAGAAUUGGUGACCAGGAAAAUAGUUGUAAUGCUAAAUCAGGAAAUCCUUUUGGACCAUUCUGGGAUACCUUCAGCAUAGAUUUUGUUGGUUCUGAGUUUUAUGGACCCUUAAAUUAUGAUGCCUAUAAUAAACAAAUGAUUAAAAAGUGGUUAGAUAAAUACAACCCCUCAAAGUGGCCAGUUUUGGCUUUUACAGGUGCUCCAGCUAGUUUCCCAGUGCAGGCAGAAAAUGUUCAUUUACAUAAAUAUGUCAAAUGGAAUGUUAAGAUGAAGGAGAAAGCUAAAUCAUUUAUUAAGCAAAAUAUGAGGGGUGGUGGAUUUUUGGGUAUUCAUUUAAGAAAUGGUCAAGAUUGGGUGAGAGCUUGUGACCACAUAAAAAACAGUCCAACAUUAUUCUCCUCCCCACAGUGUGUCGGGUACAAGAACGAAAGAGGACCUUUAACAUUUUCUAUGUGCCUACCUAGCAAGAGUGAAAUUAUUAAGCAAGUCAAGAGAGCAUUAAAAAAAUAUGGAAAUAUUAAAUUUAUUUAUGUUGCAUCAGACUCAAACCAUAUGAUAGAAGAAUUCAUUAGUGCCCUUAAAGAUUUUGAAAUUACCUUUACUAAGUACACCCCUAGUAAUCCUCAUAUGGAUUUAGUAAUAUUGGGACAAGCAAACUAUUUCAUUGGAAAUUGUGUAUCCUCAUACUCAGCUUUUGUAAAGAGGGAAAGAGAUUCUAAUGGUUUGCCAUCUGAGUUUUGGUCUUAUCCAAGCAGAAAGAAACUCAAACAUGAAGAAUUAUGA